This is a messenger RNA of Perognathus longimembris pacificus (Pacific pocket mouse), 1578 nucleotides long. RefSeq names its product glucagon like peptide 2 receptor (gene Glp2r). Gene Ontology annotation, molecular function: peptide hormone binding; glucagon receptor activity. NCBI's taxonomy places the organism in Eukaryota, Metazoa, Chordata, Mammalia, Rodentia, Heteromyidae. Gene Ontology annotation, cellular component: plasma membrane. Gene Ontology annotation, biological process: adenylate cyclase-modulating G protein-coupled receptor signaling pathway; cell surface receptor signaling pathway. Bases 1 to 1578 code for a protein of 525 amino acids. The record is from RefSeq and is a predicted model, not a curated record. The transcript is spliced from 13 exons.
AUGGCCAUCAGGGGUGCCCAGAGAACUGGCUGUCGCUUCUCCCAAAGAAAACAAUUGUGCUGGGGUCCUGGGAGGCUCUUCCUCACGCUACUGCUGCUGGUUUCCAUCAAACAAGUUCCAGGAUCUCUUCUAGAGGAGACAACUCGGAAGUGGGCUCAGUACAAGGAGAAGUGUCUGAAAGACUUACACCAGGAGACUUCUGGCAUAUUUUGUAAUGGAACGUUCGAUCAAUUUGUGUGCUGGCCUCAUUCUUCUCCUGGAAAUGUCUCAGUUCCCUGCCCUUCCUACUUGCCUUGGUGGAAUAAAGAAAGAUCAGGAAGGGCCUACAGACACUGCUUGUCUCAGGGAACUUGGCAGACACUAGAGAACUCCACAAACAUUUGGCAGGACGACUCCGAAUGCUCCGAGAACCACCACUUCAAAAAAAACGUAGAUCACUAUGCCUUGCUGUUCACCUUGCAGCUGAUGUACACUGUGGGAUACUCCGUGUCCCUUAUCUCCCUCUUCCUGGCUCUCACUCUCUUCUUGUUCCUCCGAAAACUCCACUGCACACGCAAUUACAUCCACAUGAACCUGUUUGCUUCAUUCAUCCUGAGAGCUGUGGUUGUGCUGGUGAAGGAUGUGGUCUUCUACAAUUCUUACUCCAAGAGGCCUGUCAAUGAGGAUGGGUGGAUGUCCUACCUGUCGGAGAUAUCUAUAUCCUGCCGCUCUGUCCAGGUCCUUCUUCACUACUUUGUGGGUGCCAAUCACCUGUGGCUGCUGGUUGAAGGCCUUUACCUCCAUGCACUACUGGAGCCCACGGUGCUUCUGGAAAGGUGGAUGUGGCCCGGAUACCUGGUGGUGGGUUGGGCCUUUCCUAUACUAUUUGUUGUCCCUUGGGGAAUUGCUCGUGCAUACCUGGAGAACAAAGGGUGCUGGGCCACAAACAAGAAUAAGAACAUCUGGUGGAUCAUCCGUGGACCCAUGCUGCUUUGUGUUGCAGUCAAUUUCUUCAUCUUCCUGAAAAUCCUCAGACUUCUCAUUUCCAAACUUAAAGCUCAUCAGAUGUGCUUCAGAGACUAUAAAUACAGAUUGGCAAAAUCAACCCUGGUCCUCAUUCCUUUAUUGGGUGUCCAUGAGAUCCUCUUCUCUUUCAUUACUGAUGACCAAGUUGAAGGACAUUCAAAACACAUACGACUCUUCAUUCAGUUGACAUUGAGCUCCUCCCAUGGAUUCCUUGUGGCCUUGCAGUAUGGCUUUGCCAAUGGAGAGGUGAAGGCUGAGCUGAAGAAGUCCUGGGGCCGCUUCUGGUUAGCCCGCCACUCAGGCUGCAGAGUCUGGAUCCUGGGGAAGAACUUCCAGUUUCUAGGGAAAUAUCCCAAAAAGCUGUCAGAGGAAGAUGGCAUGGAAACCCUCAGGAAGCUGCAGUCCUCACCAGAUAGCUCCUGUCUGGCUGCACAGGGCCUGGGGGAGCUGCGCUCCGGUUCUCACAGGGGCCAUGCAGCCUGGCCCCGUGGCAGCAGCCUUUCUGAAAGCAGCGAGGGGGACUUCACCCUGGCCAACACGAUGGAAGAGAUUCUGGAAGAGAGUGAGAUCUAG